GAGAAUCGUCUGGUAACCUACCUGUCCGGCGGUGAGGGCUACCAUAACUAUCACCACACCUUUCCCUUUGACUACUCAGCCUCAGAGUACGGGUGGAAAGACAACUGGAAUAUAGCGACGGCUUUCAUAGAUAUGUUUGCGUGGAUUGGGUGGGCGUAUGAUAGGAGGCGCCCAACACAGACUUGUGUUAAGGCCAGGAUCGCCAGAACUGGUGAUUCCGAUCAUAAAUAUCAGAGAUUAACCAGGCUCAUACAAAGCCAAAUGGCAGCUCCGGGUGCUGUCGGCUGGCCUACAGACCCUCGCCCUACAGAACUCAAUAUACUCGAGUGGUGUCGCGACCAUCGCGUGCAUCACCGGUACUCCGAGACCGACGCCGACCCCCAUAACGCCAAACGGGGCUUCUUUUUCGCGCACAUGGGUUGGCUCAUGUGUCGCAAGCACCCGGAGGUCACCAUUAAGGGCAAGGAGAUAGACAUGUCAGACCUAUGA
Oppiella nova is the source of this 489-nucleotide messenger RNA. NCBI's taxonomy places the organism in Eukaryota, Metazoa, Arthropoda, Arachnida, Sarcoptiformes, Oppiidae. The record is from the annotation of a GenBank genome assembly.